AUGGGCAUCGGUUCGAUCCAAACUUCAGAUGUGGCCAAAAUCACUUCGGGCCAGGUGAUAAUUGAGCUUCUUUCUGUGGUCAAAGAGCUAGUGGAGAACUCAAUAGACGCGGAAAGCGACAAGAUCGACGUCGUUUUCAACAACAAUGGUAUCACAUCUGUCGAAGUCAGCGACAAUGGAACAGGAAUUGAAAAAGAGGACUUCGAGUCGCUCUGCCUCAAACACCACACGUCCAAACUCACCACAUUCGAGGAUCUUUCGCGUGUUAGCACAUUGGGCUUUCGGGGCGAAGCCAUGAGUUCGCUUUGUAAUGUGGCCAAGGUGAAAAUCGUGACUUGCUCCAAAAGCAGCUAUCCUAAAGCUACAGAAUUGGAAUACGACAGCAUGGGGAAGCUUGUGGCGCAAAAGAGCAAGGUGACAGGCAAAAAGGGCACAACAGUUCUUGUGAGCGGCUUGUUCCAAGAUAUGCCUGUUCGGCAGAAAAACUUCAUCAAACAUGCCAAACGAGAGUAUUCCAAGUGCCUAUCGACGCUCAUGUCGUAUUUGUUGGCGUAUCCUCAUAUCCGCUUUGCCGUCUACAACAUCAAUGCCACCUCCGGGAAGAAAACCUUGACUUUGGGCUCUCAGGGCGGCUCUUCUUCGGUGACCGAUGUUUUGACCAGCAUAUUUGGUAGUAACGGGGCAUACGGCCUUGUGAGUAUCGAUGUGGCUGCCUCUGACAUUGAUGUUCGUUUCAAACUAUCGGCGAACACCGUUCCUGUUUCUCUUGCGAUGAAAGUUUGUGGCUGGAUUUCAGACUACUCCUUUGGCAUGGGCCGAGGCGGAACGGACAGACAAUACCUAUGCAUAAACCGGCGCCCGGUAAACCACAAACGGUUUGCCAAGGUGAUCAAUGAAGUUUACCGAACUUUCAACGCCACACAGUCUCCAGUUUAUGUGUUGAAUAUUGAGAUUGAUAGCACCUUUGUGGAUGUUAAUGUCACACCGGAUAAGAGAAUGGUGAUGAUCAAUAGUGAAGAGAUACUUUGUGAAGUUUUGCGGGAGGAACUCACCUACUUUUACAGAGACAGACACAACUCGCUCCCGAAAAACAACCUCACGAGCCAGAUAGCACAAAGCCAAAACAUGUGCAGUCAAAUUCCUCAGGAAGGGAGAAAGGGGAGAAACAGAGAGAAGGAGGAAGAACAAGCUGAAGAGGAGGACGAAGAGCAGUUGGAAGAAGAGAAUUUGGAAGAGGAAGAAGAAGAAGAAGAAGAAGAGGAGGAGGAAGAAGAGGAAGAAGAAGAGAAUUUGGAAGAAGAAGAAAAUUUUGAAGAAGAGGAGAAAGAGCAAGCUGAAGAGGAGGAGGAAGAAGAAGAAGAGGAGAAUGAGAUCGAAAGUAAAACAAAAGUAAUCGAGAAGAGAAAUGAGGUCGAAAAGAAUGUCGAAAAAGUGGCCGAGGAAAAGAAAAGUCGAAAAGAGUAUGAAAGUCAAGAGAGCGAAAACAUGGAGGCGCCAGAUCAGGAUAGCAUGUGCGAGGAGGAGAGAGAGGACGAAAAACCCGAAGCCGUAAAUGGCAGGGAAAGUUCACUCAGACCCACCGACACCGAAGAUAUUGAAAUGAAAGAUUUUUCUGACACCAACAAUUCACGAGGAUCGGGCGAAACCGGCUGGGAAUAUGAAGAAAUAACGACACCAAGAAGUCUUCAUUCGAGUAAAGACACAAAUGAAAAACUGGUGUCAGAAGCAGAAAAAACACAUGCCAAUGACGACUUUGCAGACAUUGACGAGAAUAUAGUGGAGUCGCUUUUUGUGGAAGAAGAACGCGACGUGCAUGAAGACGCAGAGGGCGCGUCUUGUGUACAGGCCGAUAUGGGAUCACCGCUGUUGCUUCGCUCACGUUGCAGUAUCAGACGCACGUACUGUUUAGAGAUGCUUGCUUCCAUUCCUGCGCCCUGCGCCAAUUCCGCGCCUAGACCUUCUGUGUUGGUCAGUUUGCACGACAUUGGCGAAACAUUGCAAAUUCACAAAGAUGAUUUUGCCCGUAUGAGCGUGGUGGGACAGUUCAAUCUUGGGUUUGUAGUGGUGGUGCAUGACAACCGACUUUUCAUUGUCGAUCAGCACGCGCUGGACGAGAUUUUCAAUUAUGAGCGCUUGAUGCAGUCGUUGGUUCUACGAGCCCAGCCUCUCGUGAUCCCAAGGCUUCUUGAACUUUCGCCCGUCGACGAAAUGGUGCUAUUGGAAAAUGUCGAAAACUUGCGGCGCAACGGCUUUGUUGUCCAAGAAGACGCAGAUGCUGUUCCGGGCCGUCGCGUGAAACUAAUGGCAGUUCCAGUGCUGAAAAAUGUCGUGUUCGACGACGGAGAUCUACAUGAAUUAAUGCACAGAUUGCAUGAAAACGGCUUUGCCAGCAGCAUGUCGACGCAAGAACGUCCGCGGUUAGUUGUCCGAUGCUCCAAAGUCGAUAAAAUGAUAGCGCUGCGUGCAUGCCGCCGCAGCAUUAUGAUUGGGCAGUCCUUGUCCAAAAAUACCAUGGCCAAAGUUGUGCGGCACUUAUCGCGGCUCGAAAAACCGUGGAACUGUCCGCAUGGACGUCCGACGAUGCGCCAUUUGGCCGACUUGGGCGGCGUGCAUUUUGAAGAAGAUUACAUGGUGUAG
Clavispora lusitaniae ATCC 42720 is the source of this 2637-nucleotide messenger RNA. It is a transcript of the gene PMS1, whose product is annotated as ATP-binding mismatch repair protein. Gene Ontology annotation, biological process: mismatch repair. Gene Ontology annotation, cellular component: MutLalpha complex. The record is from RefSeq and is a predicted model, not a curated record. NCBI's taxonomy places the organism in Eukaryota, Fungi, Ascomycota, Pichiomycetes, Serinales, Metschnikowiaceae. Gene Ontology annotation, molecular function: ATP binding; ATP hydrolysis activity; ATP-dependent DNA damage sensor activity.